CCACCCCUGUAUAAAAGAAAAUCGGAAAGGAAGAAGAUAAAGAGAGAAAAAAAAAGAAAUCAAUGGCUGCUUCCUUAUCCACCUCCGUUGUAGCUUCGGCUUCGUCGCGUUUGUGGCACCCUGCUUCCAACGCCGGGAAGAUUAGCGUCCCUUCUUCGGCUUCGCUUUCUCUCCGCUCUGGUUCGAGACGGAGUCAGUUUUCUCUCGGCGGCUCUUCCGCCUCAGCUUCUUCUCAGCUGCUCCAUUGCUCCUUCCUCUCUUCACCUCUCUCUCUAUCCUCUACAUUUUCUGGUUUGUCAAUAGCAUUUGAUGUCAGCAGUGGAACGAGUGGGUUGAACGGGCAGAAGAAACGAAGAGGGCUUGUUGUGAGAGCUGGAAAAGCUGCUCUGUGUCAAACAUAGAGAAGCAGGUCAAGAAAAUCUCUGGCUAGGACUCAUGGUUUCCGUCUGAGGAUGAGAACCACUAGUGGUCGAGCCACCAUCAAGCGCAGACGUGCCAAGGGACGUUGGAAUCUCUGUCCUAAGUCCAACCCUAGCAGCGGCAAACGGGCUUGAAGACUCUUUCCUUUCCCUCCUCCUUCUCUCUCUCUGUAUUCUUGCUUUUUUUCCGCCAGAUGAUACAAUGACACGAACAGAUGAGCUAUUUUCUGUAUUUUAACUCCUUAUGUAUUCUUGAUUCGUUUACUGA
Messenger RNA from Raphanus sativus (radish), 687 nucleotides. Its product is annotated as 50S ribosomal protein L34, chloroplastic. The record is from RefSeq and is a predicted model, not a curated record. NCBI's taxonomy places the organism in Eukaryota, Viridiplantae, Streptophyta, Magnoliopsida, Brassicales, Brassicaceae. Bases 63 to 401 code for a protein of 112 amino acids. The transcript has a single exon.